Messenger RNA from Caenorhabditis remanei, 732 nucleotides. RefSeq lists its product as uncharacterized. Bases 1 to 732 code for a protein of 243 amino acids. Gene Ontology annotation, molecular function: SUMO transferase activity. Lineage: Eukaryota; Metazoa; Nematoda; Chromadorea; Rhabditida; Rhabditidae. The record is from RefSeq and is a predicted model, not a curated record. Gene Ontology annotation, biological process: protein sumoylation; reciprocal meiotic recombination; homologous chromosome pairing at meiosis. Gene Ontology annotation, cellular component: synaptonemal complex. The transcript is spliced from 3 exons.
AUGGACUGGGUUCAAUGCAACAAUUGUGGUGCGAAGCCGAACCAAGUUAAGAUGUUCCUGACGACGUGCGCUCACGUCUUCUGUCAAAGUUGUACAGAAAAAGCGAAAGAGUCGCAAUGUUACUUGUGCAAAAAACCGCUCACAGUUGACGAGAUCAACAAAAAUUUAAGGCCAGAUUUAAUGGAACUAUUCAAAGAUCCCCGUCAGGUAGCCGCUGAACUAACAACAGAACUGCAAAAAGUUAGUACAUUUCAAGCAAAACAACGAGAAAUUUUUAUGAAGUUCAAAAAUGCCGAAAUGAAAAAAGAAACUGACAGAUUCAAUGAUGCACGAACCAAACAAAUGAAGAUAACACAAGAAAUCGAGAAGCGAAAAAAGGCGUUCGGAGAGAAUAAUGCAUUAUUGAAAGCAGCGAAAGAGGAAAAGAAGCAAUUGACAGCGAGAUUACAUCAAUUACAAUCUGAAAAUUCAACAAAAAAGUCGGUACCAAUACCAUCUCGUCAUUCACAUACUCGGACCGAACCUCCCACUUCUAAAUCUAAACGAAUACGCCCACCGCCUUCUGUAACCAGAAAAGCUAGUCAUGAUUUCCCCUUGAAUAUUAUGGAUCAAUCAACUUCUAAAAUUGUGACGAGUACUCCAAUCUGUAAUGUCGAUUAUAGCCGCCGCGACUAUAUGAAUCGAAUGUUCGGCGCCGGAUUCGAGCAUCCAUCCCCCAUUCCACGGCAAUAA